UCAUCUCCAUCAAGUGUUGAAGGCUUCCAAUUGGAGGAAACAAUUUGUGUUUGUUAACCCUUGUGUCGUUAGUGGAAAAACUAUGGCUGGGGAGAAAUCAAAAUCAGUGUUGCUUGCAAGAAGAUUAGAGGAGGCACUGCUAGAACAAUUGGUUUUAAUUCCUUAUAAUAUUGGGUACCAUUGGAUAUUGUUAGUCAUUGAUCUAACAUUGAUGAUUGUGUACUUACUUGAUCCGAUUAAUUCUAAAAUAAACACAAGCUUUGAAAUUGUAAUAAACACUGCUUUGAAAAUUUAUGAAACUACCCAAAAGAAGAGGAGGACCAAUCCAGUUUGGAAAGUAGUUCAGUCCCCGCAACAACCUACAAACGUGGAAUGUGGGUUUUAUGUAAUGCGGUAUAUGAAAGACCUCAUUAGAGAUCAAAGCAUCUUAAGAAAACAAAAUGAGAUGAAGAGUCAGUGUGAUGAGAAAAUAUUCGAUUUUGUCUUUUAUAAUAUGGAUUCUGAAUGUCAACAACGUGUCCCACCUACUGCUUCAAAUAGACGACGUCGUGAAUUAGAUGUUGACCAUGAACGGGGACGAGGGCGUGGCCGAGGACGAGGUCAAGGUCGUGGUUGA
Messenger RNA from Camellia sinensis, 616 nucleotides. The record is from RefSeq and is a predicted model, not a curated record. Lineage: Eukaryota; Viridiplantae; Streptophyta; Magnoliopsida; Ericales; Theaceae.